Molecule: messenger RNA, 1001 nt
Organism: Megalops cyprinoides (Indo-Pacific tarpon)
Lineage: Eukaryota; Metazoa; Chordata; Actinopteri; Elopiformes; Megalopidae
Gene: zar1
Product: zygote arrest 1
Exons: 4
Coding region: 1-987 (328 amino acids)
Biological process (GO): translation
Cellular component (GO): cytoplasm
Molecular function (GO): mRNA base-pairing post-transcriptional repressor activity
Source: RefSeq, a predicted model, not a curated record
AUGGCUACGUAUGGUGACGAGUCAAUAGACAGCUACCUGUAUUCAUCAUAUAACCCUUACUCCUGCAGGUAUCUCAACUCAAAAUCCAGAGGGGUCGGCUGGAGGCAGAAGAGUUACCUGGCGAAUUAUGGCGACGCGGAGACUUACUUUGACAACCACCAGCGAGCACAGCUGAAAUCCAUCCUUUCCCAGAUCAACCCCGACCUCACGCCCAGGCUGCGAAAGGCCAACACCAAAGACGUCGGCGUGCAGGUCAACCCCAAAACCGACGUCUCCGUGCAGUGUUCUUUGGGACCGCGUCCCCUUUUCGCCAGGAAGCGCGGAGCUCUGCGGAGGAAGGCGGACACCCAGGCGCCUGGAAGUCCCGUUAGCAGCACCGUUCGCUAUCCCCGAACUUUGGCCGUUUAUUCCCCAAUCGCGUCCAGGAGGUUGACAUCCUUCCUGGAGCCGGACAAAGACGAGGCGGAACCUGCGCCGGCUGGGGAGGCAACCGAAACCGCAGAGAAAGGCGAGGGUCUGGAGGGUGAGCGUCAGACUACGGGGGAAGAAGCGCAGAAGCCCACGGACGGAAAGGUGACUUCCGAAAAAGAAGGCCCGGACGAGCAACCGAGGAAAGCGGAGGAAAUUCAGAAGGGUGAAGAUGGAGCAAAAUCAAAGGCGCGGGUGAAGUUUCAGUUUCUGGAGCAGAAGUACGGCUACUACCACUGCAGGGACUGCAACUUGCGGUGGGAGAGCGCCUACGUCUGGUGCGUGCAAGGCACGAGCAAGGUUUACUUCAAGCAGUUCUGCAGAACGUGUCAGAAGGCGUUCAACCCCUACCGCGUGGAAGACAUCACAUGCCAGAGCUGUAAGCGGGUGCGCUGCAGAUGCCCGGUGAUGCUGCGCCACGUGGACCCCAAGCGGCCCCAUCGGCAGGACCUCUGUGGCAGGUGCAAGGGCAAGCGCCUGUCCUGCGACAGCACCUUCAGCUUCAAGUACAUCAUCUGAGGACGGGCGGUCCC